This is a messenger RNA of Humulus lupulus (European hop), 1323 nucleotides long. RefSeq lists its product as uncharacterized. The coding region runs from base 1 to 1323 and encodes 440 amino acids. The record is from RefSeq and is a predicted model, not a curated record. The transcript is spliced from 2 exons. Lineage: Eukaryota; Viridiplantae; Streptophyta; Magnoliopsida; Rosales; Cannabaceae.
AUGUCUAAGGUUAGCUCAACCUUGCUUUUGCUUCUUAUGAGUCUCUCCAUCUUGGUGGCCACAACCGAAGCAGCUCCAAAACCAAAAAAGCCUAAGAAAGUGAAGUGCAAAGACAAAUGGUAUCCAGAUUGUUUCAACAAGCACCUCUAUUGCCCUGAAGCUUGUCCAACCACCUGCUUUGUUGACUGCCGCACCUGCCAACCCCUUUGUACUCAGCCUCCACCCUCCCCGCCACCGCCCCCAACACGUCGUCCGCGCUCUCCUCCUCCUCCGGCCACCACUUCCUAUCCUCCACCACCACAACCAUUAUCUCCUCCUCCACCACCACAACCAUCAUUGCCUCUUCCUUCUCCUCCACCACCACCGAACCCCACUCCUCAGUCGCCUCUACCCCCUGCUCCUUUGCUGCCACCGCCACCUCCGUCGUCAGAGGCUGCCGGAGGAAAAAGAGUGAGAUGUAGGAACAAGAACUACCCUAGUUGCUAUGGCUUGGAACAUACUUGUCCUAGCGCUUGCCCUGAUCAAUGUGAGGUCGACUGUGUUACCUGUAGUCCUGUUUGUAAUUGCAAUAGGCCAGGUGCUGUGUGCCAAGAUCCACGCUUCAUCGGCGGCGACGGACUCACCUUUUACUUUCACGGCAAGAAAGACCAGGACUUUUGCUUAGUCUCCGACUCCAACCUCCACAUCAACGCCCACUUCAUCGGAAAACGAAACCCUAACAUGACCAGAGACUUCACCUGGGUCCAAUCCCUCGGAAUCCUCUACGACAACCACAAGAUCUUCAUUGGCGCCAAGAAGACCUCUGCAUGGAGCGACGCCGUGGAUCGUCUCUCCCUCGCCUUCGAUGGAGAGCCCCUCCUUCUCCCUACCGGUGCAGGAGCCACGUGGCAAUCUCGUGAGCCUUCGGUGGCUGUGUCAAGAAUCGAGGAUUCGAAUUCAGUUCAGAUUGAAGUGGAAGGGAACUUCAAGAUCAAAGCCACGGUGGUGCCGAUCACCGAGAAGGAGUCGCAGAUUCACCGGUAUGGGAUCACUGAGGAGGACUGCUUUGCCCAUCUUGACGUGAGCUUCAAAUUCUAUGCGUUGAGUGGGGAAGUGAAUGGAGUUCUGGGUCAGACUUAUGGGAAGAACUACGUGAGCCGAGUGAAGAUGGGAGUGGCCAUGCCGGUGCUCGGCGGCGAGAGAGAGUUCACCGCUUCAAGCUUGUUUGCAGUGGAUUGUGCGGCGGCGAGAUUUGAUGGGAAAGCAAAGAGUGGUUUUGAGGAGUUUGUGGGUAUGGAGUGUGGUAGUGGAAUGGGUGGUCGCGGUGUUGUGUGCAAAAAGUGA